AUGAUUAUUAUUAUCAUUUCUCUUGAUCAUUUUCCUUCGGUUCUCUCCCCCCCGUUGCCCUUCUCCCCUUUGUCCGUCCCAUCUCCUCUUGCUCUUGAUUAUUUUUAUUUUUCUUUUCAAUUUUACCCUUUUUCCUUUUUACUUCCAUUUUUCCCCUGCUGCUUAAUUUUAGGUUUCCAGGUCCCUCCCCCAUUCCCCUUCCCUUCCAUUCCCAUUACCCUCUCCCUCUCUUUCUUUUCUCCCCCCGUUCUUCAAUCGCCAUGGCCCCUCUCUCCCGAUAUCAUCAUCAUUCUUUCGCAUUCGGGUCUUUCGGCCCACACAAUCCCUUUCUCUCUCUUCCCCCCUCCCAAGGGCCAGCGACUAAUAUCCGAGGGAGAGAUCUUUUACUAG
Molecule: messenger RNA, 390 nt
Organism: Aspergillus luchuensis
Lineage: Eukaryota; Fungi; Ascomycota; Eurotiomycetes; Eurotiales; Aspergillaceae
Exons: 1
Coding region: 1-390 (129 amino acids)
Source: RefSeq, a predicted model, not a curated record